This is a messenger RNA of Phaedon cochleariae (mustard beetle), 3429 nucleotides long. Lineage: Eukaryota; Metazoa; Arthropoda; Insecta; Coleoptera; Chrysomelidae. The record is from the annotation of a GenBank genome assembly.
UCCAAUCGAGAAAUUUAUUGGUAAAGAUACAAAAGAUGCAUGAACAUUUCAUAAUGAGUUUUCAUAUUGAUCUAACUCAUUUUCCUUUACCAAUUCGUCCAAUUUUUUCAUCUGUUCUGGAGUCAAAUCUAGCUGUGAGUAUAUAUCCAGCAGCUUCUCCAGAUACUCGAUUCGUUUUUCCAGUUUUUUUAUUCUUGAAUUUUUUUGGGCCAUCAUAGCAUCUAUCAAUAUGUCCAAAGGUAUCAUUUUAUCAGGACACGUUCCCUGAAAUUUUCAGUCAACGGAGCCUUAUGGGACAUGUAAUCAUGAGUUACUUACUCUCUCAUUUUUGGCCAUGUACUCGAGAAUAUGUUGUCUUCUUUCUUCCACUGUAUCGCUCCAUGCUCGUAUAUCUUGAGCAGAAGGGUAGUUUUUCAUGCGCCCUUCUGAUCUUAUGUGAACGACUUCUUCUACAGGGCCCUUAUCGAAUGCCCUAGUCCUUUUAUUGAUGUACGACAUGCUUGUGGAUCUGAAGAAACUAACGAAAUAUGGUUGUGGUGGAUUGAAUCCUACAUCGAUGAAUUUUUGACUUUGUCAGCGAAAGUACGACAGUGACAGUAUGAUUUAUUUGUCAUGUAAUGUCAUCCAAAGUUCAUCAAAAUUCACAUCAACUUCAAUCCUGAUCAGUAUGAUAAUAUUUGUAUACUUUUUGUUCAAGACAUUCCCCAUGAAAAACUGAACUAAGUUUGCUCAAUAAUAUUCCACCAUGACUUUUGUUAACAGAAAAACUCGCCUGUUUAUGGAUAGGGGUGACUUGAAACCCGAAAGAAGACGUUCUGAGUCCAGACUGAAGACCUAUCCAUCUGCUAUAGAUGUAAGAGCUUGGUGUGAUACUGUCGAAGACAGAAGACAGCAUAUAUUAGAACUCGUCACCAAAGAGAGAGAAAAAUGUUUAGGAAAGAUUAUACCUUUAGAUGUCAUCAUCGAUUCACUUAUGGCUUCAAAAAAUGCAGACCUAAAGGAAAUGAAAGAUGCUUUAGCUGAACUAUAUGCAUUUCUAGACCAAUGUGACCUAAGUGAUGAAGAUAAGAAGAAAUUGGCCAUACUGAAAAGUCGCCUUGGAAAAAUGGCCUCACCAGACGACUCCACCCAAGGAUAUCUUGCUACGAAACAAGAAAUGACAUUAGGGCCACAAUUACAUGAUAAACUUGCUCAAUCGUCAUCUGGUACUGAUGGACUAGGAAGCCUACGUUCUUAUACUGUCCGAUCAAAAGGUCCAGCCCGUAUGGUCACCAAACUCAAAGGCAUUCAGCCAGGAACCCAAGUUCCAGUUAGUGGUAUAUCCAGUAAGACUCCCGGACCAGCCACAUUCAAGAUCGAGAUAAAAAAUGGUCCUCCUGGUUCUCAAACUGUUCAAGAUGAUUCCGGAGUUGAUGCUGAUUGUACCCCAGAUGGUGUUUGCGAGAGAAGAAUGGUGAAGAGAGAAAUAGGCGAAGCUUCUGAUUUAGAAGGAGCUGACCUCAUGGAUGAGGUUCUCAAGUUACAAGAUGAGUUAGCAGCAAGAGAUGCUCUUUGCGAAGAACAACAAAGCAGCAUUGAUGCCUUGAGAAAUGAACGUGACAAACUGAACAAUCGUAUUGAAGAUUGUUUAGCAGAACUGGAGGGUUUGAGGAAACUGAACAACGUUGCUGAUACGGGCAUACCAACCUCUUGCAAAGAAGAAAUAGAAGCGUUAGAACAAGAAAUGCAAAUUAUGAGGAGUGGUAAUCUCUCCCCAGAGCAAGAAGCAGAAGUUAUUAAAAAAGAAGUCGACGUUCUCAAGAAAUACUGCAUGAAACUAAAAGCUAUCGAAGAAGAUAACGAAAGACUGAAAUCAGAAAGAGCCAACUUGCCUGACGGUGAUAAAAUGGCGCCUCUAGAUGCCGAAAAAAUUAAGGAAUUAGAGGCUGAACGAGAUGAUAUGGCGAAUAAAGUAGAAAAGCUGCAGAAGGAGCUACUGCAGUAUAGAGACCUGCCAGAAGACUUCGAGAUCUACAAGAACCGUUCAGACAUGCUAGACAACGCCCUAGCAGAACGCGACCAGAUGCAAUUCAAGAUAGAAAAGAUGAAAGAAAUGGAAAAGGAGCUAGAAGAACUGAAGGCCAAGGCUGAUAGAGCAGACGAGCUAGAAAAAACGUUAAAGUACUACAGCAAAACAGACAAGACUUCCGACUUCGAAAUGAAACGAACCCAGUCCAAAUGCCUCUGCCUAGAGAAAGAACUGCAGAACUCCAAGUGUGAGAAGGACGCUAUGUGCAAGCGCAUAGAGCUCAUGAAGAACGAACUAGACAGCCUCAGGUGCAAGGCUACCGAAGCAGAGAUGCUCAGGCUCGAACGCGAUAGGCUACAAAUCAAGCUCAACGAGCUGUCUCACGUCCAGGUCCACAAUGAAAACCUCAUGUUGAAGUGUAAAUGUCUAGAAAGCGCCGUGAUGGAGAGAGACGCCUACAAACAAAAGUACGAAGAAGUGUUGGGCAUGGAGUGCCAGUGUGAAAUGAUGCGAGAGCAAGUCGACGCUAGCAACAAGUUGAGGAGGGAGAAAGACGCCCUGGCCAAUCAGGUAAUGGAUCUGCAGGCUUGCAUCAUCGACCAGGAGGAUGAAAUCAAGAGGAUGAUCGCACAGAUAGACAACCUGAUGAGGAACAAGGAUGAAACACAGGGUAGAAUGAAGGACGCAUUGGCGAACAUGAGAGCUGAAGUGGAGAAGAAAGACCAGCUGAUAGCAGCAUCCGAAGAAAAGUUGGCAGCGGUUCAGGCACAGCUCAAGAGCUCCAUACAGGGCGUUUCGUGCGAAACGACAUGUUAUAAAACUAGAAUCGACGAAAUGGAGAGAGAAUUGUGUGGAGCCAGAUGUAAGAUAAGAAAGCUAGAGAGAGAAUUAAAGGAGAAGGAGGAAACAAUGAAAGCCGCUAAACAAAUGAACAAAUGCGAGUAUGAGUCGGUGGGAAAGAUGAGGAGAAAACUGGAAACUGCCGAAGCAGAAAAUAAACAGCUGCAGGAGAUUGUCAACAAAAUGGUUUCCUGGACAGGUGACGAGCACUCUCAAAAAAUGCUGAAACAAUCCAAUUGCGCAGUAAGACGAGUAAUCGAAGAACUCGGAAAGCAGUAUAAAGAAUGGGACCAUAUGCGUCACACCAAAGGUCCGAAAUGCAAGAAGCCCAAAUGCGCAUGCGUACAUCCUUCCGACCAAUCGGAUUCCGAACUCAAUGACGACAAGUUGAACGAGGAACUAAGGGAUAUCCAGAGGGAAAAGAAUAAGCUGGAGAGUUUUGUCAAGCAGAUACAGACGGGGGAUGGACCACAAGAGUGUGAGAGGGUCAAGGCAGAGAAUCAAAGGCUGCAAGAACAGUUGAGGGAGGAAGUUUGUAAGAGAAUAGCUCUCGAGGAAAAACUCAAUAAAAUUUAGUUCAA